Durusdinium trenchii is the source of this 945-nucleotide messenger RNA. The record is from the annotation of a GenBank genome assembly. NCBI's taxonomy places the organism in Eukaryota, Dinophyceae, Suessiales, Symbiodiniaceae.
AAAACAACAACCGAACCGACCGUGUUCAGUCUGCACACGUGAGCGAAAUGGCGAUGGCGAGCUGACCGGCGCAGCGGACCGGAAUAAGGAAGAGCUGGGCGCGAGGUGCUGGGCGUGCAGCCACUUGGAUGACUGGCUUCUACGACAUCCUCUCCAUCCGCAAUCGCGCCGUAAAGGAACUCUUCCGGUUGCGCGUGGGGCGCAGGAGAGCCCGAAGCCAAAAAGGGCUUUGCUUGGUUCGUGGGCGGCAGCUGGUGCAGUCCAUCGGCCAAGUCGUCAAGUUCAAAGAGGUCUUCACCUUCGAGCCACGGGAGACCUUUGGGUCUUAUCACGCCGAAAAGGUGGUUCGGGUGCAGAAGAACGUCUUGCAGCAUGUCCUCUUCGGAUGCAAGGCGGAGCAUGCCAAGCGAUUCGAGGACCAGGACUUCGUCAUAGGCACUGCUGAGCAACCUCCCCCUGUCAAGGAGUUUGCACCCGCACCUCGACGGUUGUUGAUGAUCGACCGGAUCAAACACCCCGAGAACAUGGGGCGGCUCUUGACCAGUGCCGUGGCCUUGAAGUUCGAUGGGGUGAUGUUGCACCCGGAAUGUGUGGAUCCCUUUUCCUACAAGGUGCUCGACGCAUCACAGGCGGUGGCUUGGACCUUGCCCUACUGCUAUGCCAGUUACUCCGAGAUCAAGGAGCUUGCCGAAAGGCAUAAGCUUCUACUUUGUGCCGGCAGUCUACAUGGUCAAGCUGUGUCAGAACUGCCCAGCUUGUCCGAGCACCAGGGCUUCUGCCUCAUCAUAGGCAAUGAAGCAGAAGGAGUGCAACAAGAACUCCUGCAACACUGCUUGCAGGUCUCCUUGCCGAUGUCAGAGCUGAUGGAAUCAUUGAACGCCAGUGUGGCUGGCGGAAUUCUGAUGCAUUCACUCUGUAGUAUUUGGAACAACAUAUAAAGAAAAA